AUGGAAGGAGACUCAAGCAGAGGCAGCAAGGCAAAACAAGAGGGAAAGAAAGAAGUCAAGUACAGAGGAGUGAGGAGAAGGCCAUGGGGGAAGUUCGCAGCAGAAAUACGAGAUUCAACGAGGUAUGGAGAAGCAGCUCGGUUGUGGCUCGGGACUUUCAACACUGCAGCAAGGGCUUAUGACAGUGCCGCUUUUUCAAUGAGAGGUGCUCUUGCAAUCCUUAACUUCCCAAGGGAGCAUAGUUUGCCAGAUAGUUCUGCCGCUUCUGCUGUUUCCUCACCAUCUUCUUCUUCGUCCUCCCCAACAUCAUUUUCAGCAUCAUCUUCAACAUUGCAGAAUGUGAGAGCAACUACGAGGACAGAACCCCGAAGAGAAGUCUUCGAGAUUGAGUGUUUAGAUGACAAGGUUUUAGAGGAUCUUCUUGAUUUUGACGACAAAAAUUAG
Molecule: messenger RNA, 444 nt
Organism: Argentina anserina (silverweed cinquefoil)
Lineage: Eukaryota; Viridiplantae; Streptophyta; Magnoliopsida; Rosales; Rosaceae
Product: ethylene-responsive transcription factor ERF098-like
Exons: 1
Coding region: 1-444 (147 amino acids)
Biological process (GO): ethylene-activated signaling pathway; regulation of DNA-templated transcription
Molecular function (GO): DNA-binding transcription factor activity; DNA binding
Source: RefSeq, a predicted model, not a curated record